AUGUUGAAAGAUAUUUUAAUAACCAUUUUAUUGCUGGGUAUUGGCCAAGUUUUAUCACAACAUCGAAAGCGACAAUCACACCCUAUCUCACUAUUCAGUAUAUUGGGAUGGCGAGAUCCCGAUAGUGAACACAGUUCCAGAAACAAGAAUAAUAUCUUAACUCCGCCGUCGCCAAAUGAGCGAAAAUAUGACAGUUUCUUUUGGAGUUUACGAUGGGCCAAUAACCCAGAAAUUUUAAGUAGAAUUUUAGUCGGAAAACGUUUUCCACAUAAUAGUAAGAAACUAGAAAAUAUGAAGCGCAUUUCCAACAGACUCUAUACUACAUUAAAUAAAGAACAAGAUUCCGGAAUUAGAAAGCGCCAGGACUAUAAUUGUGAUACCACAAGAAUCACCAUUCAGACAAUCAUUGAAUAUCUUAGAACAGGAAGGAUAUGUGGAUUCCGUGUGUCUACAAUGCGUUUUGGAUUGGGACGACGGCGGUAA
Messenger RNA from Lottia gigantea (owl limpet), 483 nucleotides. RefSeq lists its product as hypothetical. The coding region runs from base 1 to 483 and encodes 160 amino acids. The transcript is spliced from 2 exons. The record is from RefSeq and is a predicted model, not a curated record. NCBI's taxonomy places the organism in Eukaryota, Metazoa, Mollusca, Gastropoda, Lottiidae.